Sphaerulina musiva SO2202 is the source of this 812-nucleotide messenger RNA. RefSeq names its product histone cluster 1, H3g. Gene Ontology annotation, cellular component: nucleosome. The transcript has 3 exons. Gene Ontology annotation, biological process: rRNA transcription. The record is from RefSeq and is a predicted model, not a curated record. Gene Ontology annotation, molecular function: structural constituent of chromatin; DNA binding; protein heterodimerization activity. Bases 100 to 510 code for a protein of 136 amino acids. Lineage: Eukaryota; Fungi; Ascomycota; Dothideomycetes; Mycosphaerellales; Mycosphaerellaceae.
CAUCCACACCCAGCGACUUCAACUAUCUCACCACCGCUUCGCUUCUUCCAUCCAACAUCAUCACAACAACUCCACCCAUCUCAUCAACCAUCACACACAAUGGCGCGUACCAAGCAGACUGCCCGCAAGUCCACUGGUGGCAAGGCCCCACGUAAGCAGCUUGCCUCCAAGCAAGCUCGCAAGUCCGCACCAUCUACCGGUGGUGUCAAGAAGCCUCACCGAUACAAGCCAGGUACCGUCGCUCUUCGUGAGAUCCGUCGCUACCAGAAGUCGACCGAGCUCCUCAUCCGCAAGCUGCCAUUCCAGCGUCUUGUCCGUGAGAUUGCUCAAGACUUCAAGUCCGAUCUCCGCUUCCAGAGCUCUGCCAUCGGCGCUCUCCAGGAGUCUGUCGAGGCAUACCUCGUCUCCCUCUUCGAAGACACCAACCUUUGCGCUAUCCACGCCAAGCGUGUCACCAUCCAGAGCAAGGACAUCCAGCUUGCCCGCCGUCUCCGCGGUGAGCGCUCUUAGAUGCUCUCUUACUAUCUACGACACGACUUCAUGAGUACCCACUUCGACCUCCCCAGACAGUGACUGGUGCGAUGGGCAGAUGUACUCGACAUUGAACUUUUUGCAACACGGCGUUUAUGGGACACUCAGAUGACUACGGGCUGAGAUGGAAGGUGUUUUGAACCAAAGAUAUCACGGGCAUCACGGCGGGCAAGAUGGCCACUGUAUCAUAAUGACAAUGAUGCAAACAAUUGCAAUUCACUCACACACUUAUCACUGCUUUUGUCCCAUGUUUAUACUAUUCUUCAUGCGUAUUGAUUCCC